AUGAACAACGUUUAUGGAAAUCAGCAGGAGACAGUGCCAGCCGAGCAAUAUCGUUACGCGCUUGCCAACUUCCGUAUCGCCCACGAAAAGGUCGAAGAACAACGCGGACAGCUUGAGACACAAGAACGCCAAGUCGCUGCUUUGCGAGCGCGCGUUGCCCAGCUUGAGGGCUCUGCGACUGGUCCUCCGGCGCCUACGCGCCAGGGUGGUAGCACGGUCGACGAUUUCACGAUCAAGACAUCGGCAUCGAAGCUCGAACGUCUGAUCAACAGAUGGGCUGCCGACACCGUGCGCGCCGCAUCACCAGCCGAACUCGAAGCCAUGUACAACGGGGCAUUGAGCGACAUGGAGCUCGAGCCGGCGGGAGAAUACACAGCGCCCGGGCGCCCUGCAGUCGUGCAAAGUCUCCUGCGACAUGCGCUCGCCGAGAUCUUGUCAGAGGGCAUACUCAAUCAAUUGGUCGUGACCAGUUCGAACGAGGCCAAUAUCGAGCUCUCGCGUAUACACGCCAUCCUCUUUGAGCGCGAUCCGACUGUUGCGGCGGUGUGGCGACGACAGACCCUGCAGGCCGCGGUCGAGGCUGUGGCACCUUCCAUGACGCAGGCUCUGCUGGAGGAGCACUUUUCGGGGUUAACGAGCGCGCUACCGCCACAUCAACUACAAGCCGCGCUCGCUAUUCUGGACCAGGCCAUCGCAUUCUCGCGUAUGCUGCAUGGGGCAGCAGGCGAUGCCUUCUAUCGCGCGUUCGUGCCGGAGCCUCAUGGCGGGCUCUCCCCGCAUCAAGUUGAGCUUGUCAAGCGCUGCAUGCGUACGGAGAAGGGGGAGCACUGCGUUGUGGGUGCUUGCAUCUUUCCAGGGUUCGUGAAGGUUAUCAAGGAGGGCGCGGAGACGAAUAUAUCGAGGCGGGCGCAGGUCAUCUGCAAUUGUGCUCUCAUGCUUUCAGCUGGAGCGGGCGUGACGAAUCCGCCUUCGCUGCCAUCUACACCUUCAAUAGGUUGA
This is a messenger RNA of Peniophora sp. CBMAI 1063, 999 nucleotides long. The record is from the annotation of a GenBank genome assembly. NCBI's taxonomy places the organism in Eukaryota, Fungi, Basidiomycota, Agaricomycetes, Russulales, Peniophoraceae.